This is a messenger RNA of Topomyia yanbarensis, 1698 nucleotides long. RefSeq lists its product as uncharacterized. Lineage: Eukaryota; Metazoa; Arthropoda; Insecta; Diptera; Culicidae. The record is from RefSeq and is a predicted model, not a curated record. The transcript has a single exon. Gene Ontology annotation, biological process: proteolysis. Gene Ontology annotation, molecular function: aspartic-type endopeptidase activity; zinc ion binding; nucleic acid binding. Bases 1 to 1698 code for a protein of 565 amino acids.
AUGGCGUUGCCAAGCAGAAUCAAACCCUUCGAGGUGACCAUUGAAAACAGCCGGUUGCCAAGUGAGUGGGAAAGCUGGAAACUAGACUUGGAGUCAUUCUUUUUAGCACAAGGUGUAGAGAAGCAAUCCGAAAAACGAGCACAGUUAGCCUAUCUUGGUGGACCAGGCCUACAAGCGUUACUACGUUACCUCCCGGGAAUCGAUCAGGUGCCCCACGUAACAAUAGAUCCGCCAUAUUAUGACGUGGCAAUCAGGUGUCUAGAUCAAUAUUUUGAACCUUUUCGUCGGAAGACUUACGAACGUCAUCUGUUUCACCAGAUUGUGCAACAACCAGGAGAGAGAUUCACUGACUUUGUCAUGCGAAUGCGGAAACAGAUCGCAAGGUGCAACUAUGAGUCUAGUGUGGUAGAUGAACUCAUUGCCGAUCGAAUUGCCCAAGGAUGUAUUUCAGAUGAGUUACGGACAAAAUUGCUACAGAAGGACCGCUCUCUGGAAGAAAUGAUAACGUUGGGUACAAGCAUGGCAGAGUCACAGCAACAAUCUAAAAAGCUUGGCCGGCCUGUGGUGCACCAAGAGCAGGAAAUACAUGCCGUAUCAAAACGCCCGUUCAGGAAUGGUCAACAAAUAACAGAUCGUCAAUCUAUUUAUCAACCCAGAAACCAACAAAAUAAUCGGUUCACCUGUUAUGGAUGCGGUCGUCGAGGCCAUACGCAUGGAAGCAUGGAGUGUCCAGCCAAGCAUACUAAAUGUGCCGCUUGCGGAAAGAUUGGACACUGGGCAAAGCGUUGUUACAGUAGCGGUGGACAGAAGCGUCGAUUCGACAACCCAGCGUCAUAUCCUAAGGCUAAACGAAUCCGUGCGGUAUCAGACGAAUUCGAAAAAGGACAGUCGAAAGACUAUGUAUUUUAUGCGAUGGGGGGCAAUGUUUUUACGUUCAAAGUGGGAGGAAUUCAGGUACCUAUGACCAUUGACUCCGGAUCAGACGCAAACAUCAUUACUAAGGAAAUAUGGGAACAAUUAAAAGAGGCUAAAGUGAACAUAAUGAAGGCAACUACAAAGGUGGACAGGUCACUUAUUGGCUAUGCCAGCAAACUACCGAUGAAAAUUUGCGGAACCUUCAGUGCAGAGAUAGAGACAGGAGAAAAUAAAACGGUUGCAAAAUUCUAUGUAGUCGAAAAUGGACAACGUUGUUUACUCGGCGAUCAUACAGCGAAAAAUCUCAAGGUACUAAAAGUUGGGUUUGAUGUGGAUGCAGUUGAAGUAAAACCAAAGAAACCAUUUCCAAAAAUUCGAGGCGUGGUGAUCGAGAUACCAAUCGACCACGACGUUCAGCCGGUGCAACAGUCUUAUAGAAGGCCUCCGAUUGCUUGGGAAUCCAAAAUAGAAGAAAAAUUGAAAUCUUUAAUGGAAAUGGACAUCAUUGAACCGGUCCCAGGCCCCUCCCCAUGGGUAUCACCAGUCGUUCCAGUGAUGAAAGACUCAGGAGAGAUUCGUUUAUGCAUAGACAUGCGUAGGGCCAAUCAAGCGGUGCUGCGCGAAUCACAUCCAUUGCCUCUAGUAGACGAGCUGCUUGGAUCUGUCUGCGGGGCCGUGAGAUUCUCUAAAAUCGACAUCAAAGACGCGUACCAUCAGGUUGAGAUAUCGGAACGAUCGAGACCAAUAACCACUUUCAUAACCAAACAGGGUCUUUACAGGUAG